This is a messenger RNA of Uloborus diversus, 4149 nucleotides long. RefSeq lists its product as uncharacterized. Gene Ontology annotation, biological process: septate junction assembly; regulation of tube size, open tracheal system. The coding region runs from base 145 to 798 and encodes 217 amino acids. Gene Ontology annotation, cellular component: septate junction; membrane. NCBI's taxonomy places the organism in Eukaryota, Metazoa, Arthropoda, Arachnida, Araneae, Uloboridae. The record is from RefSeq and is a predicted model, not a curated record. The transcript is spliced from 4 exons.
UUUGUCGCAUAUUGAAAAGGUGUGUCCUGUGAUCUAGGUGGAAGAGUUUUAAUUUUAUAUUCGCAACACCUGCGUUUUUAUAAUGUUUUCUUAAUGUAAUAAUCUGAGAACUCUCAUAUUUUUCAAUUUGAAAAGAAAGAUCCAAUGGCUGAAGCACAGCCAAAAGCCAGGUCAACAUGGUUUCUUCUUAUUGGAAGCAUAUUUGCUUUUCUUGCUGCCCUUAUUUUAUUCAUAGCAUUUUGUAGCCCCUACUGGAUGGAAUCAUACCCUGAGACAUAUUCUGAAUUUGUUCGCAUGGGGUUAUGGAACUUUUGUUUCAAGAAUUAUCGUCAUCCAUCUUACCAAUAUGAUGACCUCUUUGAUGGUUGCCACUGGGUGUUCAGUUACAAGUACCAAAACAUCAGAGACUGGAUGCAACCUGGUUGGCUGAUCUUUGUGCAGGCUGUAAUGUCACUCUCUGUCAUUUUCUCUCUGCUAGCAUUAUCAUUCACAAGUAUUAUUUUGAUGAGAUUCAUGCUCAAAUUUGAAGUUUAUAUUAUUGGUGCAGCUUGCUGUUUGGAAUCGGUUAUAGCUGUUAUUAUGUUUCUUGGAGUAAGUGUUUUUGGAGGAAUGUGCUAUGACAGGUCUUGGCUGCAAUACCCAUCAUUCAAUCAUCUUUCAUGGGCAUAUGGCUUGGCUGUGGUUUCCAUGUUUUUUCAUAUUUUCUCUGCUCUUUAUCUUUUUGCUGACACCAAACGAGCACGUGAACAUAAGCGACGUGUGAGCAACUUAGUGUAUAAUAUGCAGCCAAGGUUCUAAUUGGAUGCUUAUUAUGCACUUGUGCAGUAGUGAUAUAGUGGGUAUUUUAUGGUUUUAUUCAUUGUUUUUUGGAUGUUCAAUCAAACAAUUGAAUCGAUUAUUUCAGAAAGGGCAUAAGUUCUGCGGAAAUCCCUUUCUGAAGUAAUCGAUUUGAUUAUACAUUUCAUUAUAAUGCUAUAAAUAAUGGACUUUUUAAGUGUUUUUAAUAUGUUAUGUGCUCUGAAUGUAUUUGAAAGGUAGUUCAGCUGUGUACUGCCAUGCUAAGUGCAAAAGUGGUAACUGCAGUCAAGUUCAAAAUGAAAAAUUGCCGUUUUAAGUUUUGUACCUCUAUGUAUUUGAUGCAGAUGCAACUUUUUCAGAUUUUUUAAAAAAAUAUUUGACAUUGACAAGUUACCUAAAACAUUGUAUUUAGGUAAAAAAUGUGACAAAGAACCACCUGGUGACUGUAACUCAAUUUUGAUAAAAAGAGCAGACAACUUUUGUGCAUAACACGGCAGUAUCGUGAGAAAUUAUUUUUUGUCAGCAAUGUUUAAUCUCCAAAUAUUUAUAAAUUAUUGCUUGUAAUUCAGAAUGAACUACUGAAAUUUGAAAUGGAUUUUUUAUUUUGGUGGGAAACUUUUCAAGUCAAAUCAUUGUUUUUAUAUGAAAUAUUAAUAUUGUUUUUUGAUUUUUAUGCAAGAACAGAUACUCAGUUUUGCAUUUAAAAGUUUACGUAACAGCCAUGGGAUUGCAGAAAAGUGAGAAGAGAGGGAUGCAGUGUAUAAAAUUAGAAAUUGAAUCUCGUGUACAUGCAAUAUACUGACAGCACAGUUAUGACUUCUAGAGACUGCAGUUUCGUGCUUGUUAUGGACGCAUUAGUCUGAAAUAGUCAAUAAUCGAGCUGGACGCAGAUGUCGUCUUAUUGGAGCUAAGAUUAUCUUCAAACUAGUGACAUAACACUGCAAGCAACAUAACAAAGAGUCUGCAAGCAAUGAUGCGCCGGUUCAACUCGUAAAAUAAAGAUAAAAGCUUUGGUAAUAAACAGUAAGUUAUUGCCAUUGCCCUUAACACUUUAACUUGCCAUGGCUAUCAUAUGCGAUAGCUAGUGAUGUUUCCGUUGGGACACAGUUCAUCAGAGAUGAUAACUAGUCAUAUCUGAUAGCCAGACCACCACAAAUUGGUGGCAAAUUGGUAACAUUUGCAAUUUUGACUUGGCAUUCAAAGUGUUAAGGCAUGCAAUAUACCAACAGCCUGGUUAUGACAUCACCAGACUGCUACAGAGCAGACCAGAGUAAUCCCUGGAUUCCAUAACCGAUAUAUUGAUUCAGGAUUGUAAACAACUGCUUAGAACCACUCAUGUAAUUAUCAGUUGUGCCUUAAAAAAUAAAGAAUAAGUUAGAUCUAUAAACAACAUCAAUGCUAUUUUUAAGCACAAUUUCUGAAGUUUAUGCAAAAUUAUGAACAAAACAUAUUUACCAUUUGACUAAUAUGUUUUCAUCAAUGCAAAUAAUACUUAAUUAAAGAAGGAAUUGUCGCAAACUAGGUAAGGUUCAAAAAAAAAAAAAUUUACAGGUUGCAUUAAAUGUUCAGAAAAUCAAUUUUAUAUGUUUUAGUACAUUUUGUAAUUAUGUGAAUGAAAAAGGUUCCAUCAGAUUAGAUUGCAUUUAGAUAGACAAACACAAGCACAGUAGAAAUCAGCAACUCUCAUUUUGAAGUCAUUAAAAAUGUCAUUAGCUCAAACUAAAGCCCCUAUAUAAGAUAGGCCGGCGCAUCAGCUUAAGUUUAGCCAUUUUGGAUUGGAUUUUUCAUUGUUGUGGAGAACUACCACAGCAAAGUUUCUGGGUUUUGCCAAAUUGGCUAAAAAUAAUAUUUUAUUUAAUAAACAAUUCACGUGUGGCUAAUAAUUGAUUGCAGGGAAAAAUCUCCAAAUGAUAUAACUCACCAGAAAAGACAACCACUCAAACAAACGCUCUGACCCAAAAUGGCUAAUCUUAAGCUGAUGCGUCGACUCAUCUAUAUAGUGGCCUUAGCUCAAACAGACCAAGUGAAUUAUGUAUUUCUUUUAAAGAAACCUUUAUCUAAAACUCACUAUAAUAACUAUUAAUGUUACUAUUUUAUGGCAACAGUGACUUUUAUAUUUAAUCAUUCAUUUAGUCCAAGAAGAUCAAGGUAAGCCUUGCCAAUAUACAUGAAAAAUACUAAUUUUUCACCCUUAACUUUCUUUUAAAAGAAAAAAUAUUUUCAAAUCAUAUGGUGUGGAAGCUAAGUUAGGUCAUUUUAAUUGAUUAAAAGAAAAACCGAAUUGGUUCAUCAAGUAAGAAAUUGUAAACUGGUACUCAGUUGAAAUAAUGCUAGAUUAUAAUAUCAGUAAGAAAAAGAAAGAAUGCUUCAUGUCUUUUUCAAUUAGAAAAUCAAAAUGCCAUAAAAUUCUUUUCUUUUCUUUUUUUUUUUUUUUUUCAAGUUUUUACUGCUGUACCUAGUAAGCAUUUCUUUUAUUUUCAAAGUACAUUUUCCUUUUUUUUUUCCUGAAUUUUUUUUUUCAAUUGGGUUUUUUUCUGAAAAUUGUCUAUCAUUAAUAACUAUUUUAGUACAACUGUACAAACCUGUAUAUGAGGGGCUAGAAUUCAAAACAAGGAGCAAGAAUCCCCCCUCCUCUCAAAUUUAUCAGUUCCUUGAAAAAUGAUUUAAGUUAGAUAUUCCUACCCUCAGAAGGUUUACGAACAAAACUUAUACUGACUUAUAAUUCUAAUGCUGCUCUGUUUGCGUUGCGGAAUUUAUUAAAUUUUGGAAUAUUUGCUGGCAUAAAAAUUUUAAUUGCAGGAAUGCACAAGAGGUUGAAAUAGUGACCUAAUAUUGUGGAUUUUUCUCCCUCAAAAUAGCUUCUAAAUUUCUCCUUGCAUAAAACUUAGAAGAAAGUCUCCCCUCCUCUGAAAAAUUUGGAUUUUAGCCUCUGAUAAACAAAUAUGAGGAAAAUCGCGCGUUUGAUGGAGAAUCUCAUGUUUUGUGUAAAAAUUUUACUAUCAUUUUGUAUGAAAUGUACUCAUGUAUUUUAGAAAUUAAUAUAUAUACGUGUAGUUUCUUAGAUUAUUAUUGCUUCAUUUUGCAAUAUUUUGAACCAUUCCGUCCAAAAAUGGAAAAAGUAAUAAAUCAAAAAUUUUGUAACUAGUGUUUGUUAAAUGCAUAGCAUGAAAAGGAUUUAUGUAAAAAAUUUUACUCAUCAAAUUAUAUAUUGUUGGUAUAUAGUUAUAAAUUACUUUUAUAUAUUCCAUAAAUUUUAUUAAAUCAUUUCAUUCCGUCCAAAUGUUUUUAUACACUUAUUACACAAAACUUCUAUUUUGAACUGUUUUGGAAAAUAAAGUUAUUGAAUCUCUU